AUGGCGCGCCGAGGUGGGGGCGGGGCGUGGACACGUGCGCGCGCCGGGAGCCGAGGGGCUACAGGGCGGAGGGACACAUGGCGGCGGCGGCCUGGGGGCAGCGCCGGCGGAGGAGGCAGCAGCGCUAGCAGCUGUGUUCAGUCAACCUGUCAGACUAUGAAGGAGCACAGCAAUGGCAAAUGCUGUAAAAGAUUCCUAAGGGCAAACUUUAGAGAGCAACUGAGGUCCCAUCACAGCAAAUGGAAACAUUUAGAUGGCUCGUUGUGUUCCCAAAGACAGUUUUAUUAUCAACAGAAACAGCGCCUGUGGCUGUCAAUCAGGAAAAAACGGGCCAAGUCUGCGCUAAGAAAGGCCCUUUUGGAUUGUCAACAGUGCAGAUCUGUGAAAGACACCAAAUGUUUGAAGGCAACAUGGAAAGAAACUGCGUUGUUGACCUCAAGAGUCAAUGACACACCAACCAAGGAAACAUGUACACCAACCUUGGUACCCCACAAAGAAGGAGAGAGUAAGGGAUGUGAAAUCAGUGAAGUUCGGAACAGCAGUGCUGUAGCCCCAGAUACAGACUGUAAAUCAACAGUUUUAUAUUGUGAAGCAAUCUCAAGAAAUCUAACUGCAACGUCAAAUGCUACUUGCCUCAAAUCUCUACGGAAGAAGAACAAUGGAUUUCAGGACAAGAUUAUAAAUCAAAAACUAUUAAAUGGUUAUAAAAGAAUAGACUUCCAAGAGAGCAAAGAUUCUGUGUUCAAUAGUUUACCUCGCAAGACAAAGCGUCAGCUGAAAGGUCAUAAAAUUUUUCUGCUGUACAGAAAACCUUCUCUCUUUAGCUUCCGUUAUAGAGUAUUUAAUAGUCAAAAUAGGCGGAAAAAAUCUACCAGUCAAAAGCAAGAGAAGCUAAACUUGGUGCAGACUAUAAAUCCAAAGAAGACUGGCCAAUGUAUGGAUAAAAUGGCAUGUGAUACGUCUUUGCCACAUCCCAUAGAUGAAGAUUCUAGCCAGAACUUGGAGUUUGUAUCAGAUCAGAAUAGUGGUAUAUCAGAAACAAUGAAGAAAGACAAGAAUUCUUGCCUGGCUAGUUGCUGUGAAGUUUCAAUUACACCUCUUGAUGAAAGGAUGGACACUUCGCAAAUGCAGGAGAAUGCACCUCGUUUUGUUCAAUCUAGUGAAAAGCUUGCUGAAUGUAAUAAUCAGGCAGUUGAUGAAAACUCAGAAGCAAUGUUCCCGCCCUCGAGCCCUCAUGAAUCAGGUGCAUCUUGCGCCAGCCAGCUUGUGGGUGCAGAUAAGUGGCCUAAAAUCGAUGGGGUGCCCCAGACGUUUACUGUCUCUCCAGGGAGACUUGUGAACAAAACCCCAAUUUGUGACAGGGAGAUGCAGGUCAUCAAUAUAGUAAUGGACUCCAGUCCUGUAUCGUAUGGAUGUACAAAUACUUCUCUUAAUGAAUCUGGCCAGUCAGUUUGUUUGCAGAGUGGUGAGCCAUGCCCUGUGCUUCAGCCACAGCUAUUAGAUCACAUUUACUAUAGAUCCACCAAGCAGCAUGAAUCGGUGAAGAAUGAAGCCAAAAAGGGAAAGGAGAAUGAAUCUCAGACCCCCUCUAUUGCCAGUGAACAGUUAAUAUCCUGUAUUCAUGCUUUUCUGGAUGAAUUUUUGACAAAAUAUGGGAGUCUAAUCCCACUUACUGAAAAUGAUGUUCUGAUGAAUCUAGAGCAGAUCUUUCAUCAGGAUUUCCAUGACAGGAAAACCUUUAUCCGGAUGGAAAUACGGAAGUAUCAGAAAGCACAGGUGAACAAGCCAGAACCCAGUUUCCAAGUGGUUUACAACAAGCACAUUUUGACUUUGGAUGACCUGGCUACACUAUAUGGAGAGAACUGGCUAAAUGAUCAGGUAAUAAACAUGUACGGAGAACUGAUUGUAGAUGCAGUACCAGAUAAGGUUCACUUCUUCAAUAGCUUCUUUUACAAGCAACUUCAAACUAAAGGAUACAACGGAGUGAAGAGAUGGACAAAAAAAGUGGAUUUGUUCAGUAAAGCCCUCCUACUAAUCCCCAUUCAUUUGGAAAUCCAUUGGUCCUUGCUAACAGUUGAUCUUCCAAAUAGGAAAAUUUGCCUUUACGAUUCUCAAGGCAUCCAUUUUAAUUCCUGUGUUCAGAACAUUUUGAAAUAUUUAAAGACAGAAGCUGGUGAGAGGAAUCGUCCUGCAUUCCUGGAAGGGUGGAAAGCAUUUGCCACAACGUGUAUUCCUCAACAGAAAAACGAUAGUGACUGUGGUGUGUUCGUUCUUCAGUACUGCAAGUGCCUGGCUCUAGGAAGACCAUUUCAGUUUUCUCAGAAAGAUAUGCCUGAAGUAAGAAAACUGAUCUACAGAGAACUGUGUGAGUGCAAACUUAUGGAGUGAGCUGCCAGGUGAUUGAGACUCCUCCCGGGAAAUUGCAUUCCAGGAAAUUGGUGUGACCAGUUCCGUUACAUGAUGUACAGAAAUCAGGGAGGAAGUACUGAAGGCACAGUUGGAGUGUUUACCUCUUUCCGGGUGCAUGCAUGGCCUGAGCACAUUCAGACUUAAUAAAAGCACAACUUUGCUCGAUUGGCCUGUUGCUGACAAAUUGCAUGUAGCAGUAGAGUAAAAAUUUAGACUUCCUUUUUGUCUGCAUAUUUUGAGACCCUCUAAAGUAAAGGAAGUAGUUAAAUUUACAUUAAUUUAAGAGGAAAACUGAAGUCUUAGUGUAGAAAUUGUUCCAGGUAUUAUUAAGUGAGAAUCCCCUCUUUGUAUCCACUGGGGAGAUUUUCACUUUUUCCACAGAUGUUUAAUGACCAUGAGGUCAUUGUAUUAAGCUGCAGCAUGUUUAAAAGUGAAGAUAGUUUCAUUAACAAGAAGACAGUAACUCUGGGGUCAGUACUGUGAAUUCCAGAGGCAAUGAUCACAGUUGGACAUCAAUGCUAAAAUUUAACCUGUUUUAACCCAAGGCAUAUUUUCUUUAAAAUUGUUUCUGAAUUUUUCUCUCACAUGUUCGAUGGGGGUGCUUCUUCAGUUUAUUAGUAAAACAAUGGAAUGGAUUUUCUGGAGUAAAAUGGUUAUUAUUUGAUCCUUAAGUUAGUGAAUGUGUUUGCUUUGCUUUAUACUGAUGAAAAGCCUUUUCCCUUUCUGCUUAAACAAAAGUAUUAUUCUUUUGUUGUUUAUAUCAGCUAUCUCAAAAGGUUUUCUCUGGAAAAUGAAAAACUAAAAAUCAGGCUCAGUGUAGAAGUUCUUUCAUUUUAAACAUCAAGUAUCAAGGCAUGCUUAGGUAUUACAAACUUGGGUACUGCCAACCUUUUAGUUUUAGCGCAUUGUUUGACUGUGAACAUUGCUGGCUAGGAUUGGCAUUUGUUGUCCAGCCCUAAAUUGGCUCAAAUGAUGGAUCUCCUUGAACUGCUAGUGAUUUGAUACAACUGAAUUGGGAUGAGACCACAGUCACAUAUAGAACAAACUAGAAAAGGACCCACAGGUUUGUUACUGGGUUUUUUAAGUUGUCAAUCUAACACCUUCAUACUCAUUUUACUGCUACUUUUUUAACAAAAUUUGCAAAUGGCCAUGAUGGGAUUUCACUCAUGCUCAGAAUAAAUAAUACAACCAUUACACUACUGUACUUUUAUAGUUCCAUUUUAUUUAAUAUUUUUGACUGGUCAAAUCAUGUGAUUUUUAACCUAGAAAACUAGUAUCUGACCAAUGUUAACUUUUAAUUUUGCCUUUCUAAAACUAAAGGAUGGAAACUAAAACUAAGUGCAGAAAUUUUUAAAUAAAUGGGUUAAGUAUUUGAGGGUGAGAAUGUUUCUAGAUGUGCUCAGUUUUGAAAUAUAGGGGAAAAUGUAGACAGCUAACCUCACACUGUGCUCUGCAACAAUACUGCAAAUAGAUUUCAGAUUUUCAGUGUUUGAUUUUUUUUUUUUCUCCUGUAGUUAAAUCUUCUAAAAUUUUGCCCUUUAACUUUGCUGUCUGAACCCAGAGUAAAUCUAGAAUGUGUAUAUUCAGUGCUUUGGUAAAGUAUGUAUUCCAUUGCAACAUGAAAUUGUCCCAAUUACUUGAAAUGAAGUCUGUAAGUGAAAAAUGAUUAAAACUUCCUUCUUAUAAUAGUUUAAUGCCUCUUGUUAAGUAUUUCAAUUAGAAACAGAUCUUUAUCUUACUUAACUGUUGGAUACUUGCAGAUGGAAGUUCUGGUUAUGAUUCUGAAAAUAAACUGCCUUAUCUUGGUACUGUGGUUUCUCACUCCUUAAAGGAACUUUAAUCUAGAAUUUUCAAACCCUCGUUGGCACCAUGUAGUUGUGCUCAACCUGCAUUACGGUAUUGAGCAAUGGCUGUGCACCAUAGGGCUAGUACGUUUUUUAGGUGGGUGCAGUGAUGCAAUUAAAUAUUUAUAACAGCUGUUUUGUACUGAGGUAGAACCAUCUUCCUACGUUAUCUUGUGCUGUAUCCAGAACACCACCAAGUCUUUUACAGAUUAGGAGAUGAAAGAUGUGUUAAAUUAUAAACAUUAGUGCAAUAAUAGAAGCUGUGAGUAAAGUAGGAGACUUUUUUUUUAAAUUCCUGCAAGGAGAGCUGUUGUAAUAAGUUCUGUGUUAUGGAGAUUGGAUAAUAAAGUAUUUGAGGAUGAUCUAACCCUUUUUUACUGGCUUCUUUAUCCUCCCUACAUGUUUUCCUUUCCUUUGAUGUGCAGUGUGAUGCUCCUUUUGGGAGGUUUUUUUUUGCCUACUUUGUUGACACCCAGGAGAUUUUUGUUAAUUAAUUGUGCUGUAUAUAACGGAGUAAAGUAGAACACAAUGCCAAGAUGUAUUUGUGUAAUGCUGUCAUCCAUGUAAUUAAGUUACCCUAAAUCUGAACUAUUAACAUGACAAAUAUAAAAAUACUGUAUGUUUUUGAA
Messenger RNA from Rhincodon typus (whale shark), 4882 nucleotides. RefSeq names its product sentrin-specific protease 5-like. Gene Ontology annotation, molecular function: deSUMOylase activity. The record is from RefSeq and is a predicted model, not a curated record. Bases 1 to 2388 code for a protein of 795 amino acids. Lineage: Eukaryota; Metazoa; Chordata; Chondrichthyes; Orectolobiformes; Rhincodontidae. Gene Ontology annotation, biological process: protein desumoylation. The transcript is spliced from 10 exons. Gene Ontology annotation, cellular component: nucleus.